UGAUAAAUCAAAAAUAACUUUGAAUCUCAUCAAUAGGCUGAUAGUAGUUUUCCUGUUUUAAAAACGUCAGUCAAUGUAUGGAUGCAUUGCUAUUUGUCAAAAUUAAUAUUGAAUCAUUUUGAAGAUACCUGCUCUGUAGAAUACUACCUGUUAUACUGUGGGCAUUGGGGAUCGACCCGAGAACCUUCCUGCCUGGAGUCAAGCAUCAGGUUGAGGUUAUACUGACUGUUUCCUCUGAUUUAGGAUUUGUUCUCCACAAGUGUCUUGUGGUGACUUUAAAGGUAGUUAGGACAGAAUGGACGGUUGUUAUAUUUGUAGAGCGGUAUUAUGAUUACAAUAUUUAGACAGGAAGACGGCCAUCUUGGUUAGUGAAGGUGUUUAGAUCAUGGUGUUUAGAUGGGCCUAGAUCAUUCGGCUGUAGUGUAGGCCUACUCUAUAUCUGAGAGCAUCACUUGUGUGAGAGGGACAUGACCUCGAGGUGAAUUAACACUGCCACCACCGCCUCAACACAUAGGUCCCUGGUGACGACUGGUCCGUGUUCUUCAGCUCAGCCACUCCCACUGACAUCCUCUCACCAGCAGGUGGUGCUGCGGUGCUCCUUUUCUAGUGUUUCAAAAUGGAGCUUGUGACAAAUCAUUUGGUUUACUACUCUAAAGACGCUUAAAUGGUUCACUAACGCUUGAAGUUAAACAUUCCACUGUACUACAGCUGGAGUUGAUUGAAUCACAGACUGCAGCAGAGUAGACCGUUUGCGAUAUUUUAAAGGGUAGGAUGCUAUACGUGGCUAAGACUAAGAUUUGUGUGUGUGUGUGUGUGUGUGUGUGUGUGUGUGUGUGUGUGUGUGUGUGUGUGUGUGUGUGUGUGUGUGUGUGUGUGUGUGUGUGUGUGUGUGUGUGUGUGUGUGUGUGUGUGUGUGUGUGUCUUGGCCCUUAUCUGAAUACCUGCCAGAACAAAGGAUGUAACAUGAGGCAGGACAAAACACAAGAAGAAUCCAACCAAACAAGAUUCUCUUGAAAACUCAUUUAAGAGAAAUACUCUGCUCUUCUGAAAAGAGAAAUCAUCCAUUAAUUGUAUAGGCUACAUUGUACUGAUUCAUAAGUUCAUACUGAGGCGAAUCAAGUGUUCAGUUAAACAAGGUGGUAAUGUCUUUAAAGGAUGGAGGAGGAUUGUACAUGGAGGAGUUCAGCAGACACAGAGCAGAGGAGGCCUUUUCUACUUGAUGUGCUUCUAUUCAUGAUGUUUAUCAGUCUCUUUAUUGAUAACAUGGUAUCUAUGUUCUGUUGGUUCUGCUGUACAGAAGCAGUUGACUCAGUGACUGAGUGUCUCUACAGGCUGGUUGAACCAUCAAGUGUCUCUUGGUUUUUCUCUGAGCUUCUACACAUCACAGCUCUCUGUCCAUCGUUCUUAUUUUAAUAAAGUAAUUGUUCUUGGAUCAGCCACCUUAGCAUGUUAGUUCAUGUCUGGGAGGAGUAUGAACCGGGAGGGGAACUGGUCCAACUGGUUGGUUCAUUAUUUCCUUGAUAGGAGUCGGACGGUUUGCUGUGGCUUACUUCAUCACAGCAGGAAGACGACUAACGUACUGUAGUCCACUCUGAUCCAUGAUAGAUCAUAUGUAACUUUGAAUCUCAUCAAUAGGUUGAUGGUUAGUUUCCUGUAAAACCACAUGGUUAAAAACGAUAAUCAAUGUGUGGAUGCAUUGCUAUUUGGCAAAUUUGUAUUUGAAUAAUUUUGAAGAUACCUGCUCUGUAGAAUACUACCUGUUAGACUGUGGGCAUUGGGGAUCGAACCGAGAACCUUCCUGCCUGGAGUCAAGUGUCAGGUUGAGGUUAAUAAUGACUGUUUCCUCUGAUUUAGUAUUUGUUCUAAAUCCUGUGGUGACUUUAAAGGUAGCCUACUUAGGACAGAAUGUACAGUUGUUAGUGCGGCAUUAUGAUAACAUUAUUUAGACAGAAAGACAACCAUCUCCGUAAGUGAAGGUGUUUAAACGUCAUCUUGUACUGGGACUUGUUCUCUGUGGGCCUUCAUCAUCUUGCAGUACUGUAGGCCUACUCUAUAUCUGAGAGCAUCACUCGUAUGAGAGGGACAUGACCUUCGAGGUGAAUUAACUCCGCCGUGACCACCUCAACACAUAGGUCAUUGGUGACGACUGGUUCGGGUUCUUCUGGGCAGCCAAUCGCACUGACAUCCUCUCACCAGCAGGUGGUGCUGCGGUGCUCCUUUUCGAGGGUUUCAAAACGGACCCUGGGCCCUAUUUUAACGGUCUGAAACGCAUGUGUGAAGCGCAAAACAGAAGUAGCUUUGUGGGCGGGGCUCUGCCGCUGUUGCUAUUAUACCGGCGGAUAAAUUACUCUUACCCCCUGAAGUAGCCUUAUCACCCGUAGGUGUGGUUUGGGCCUAACGUGCAAUAAACCAAUGAGAGUGCCAUCUCCCAUCCCCUUUAAGAGCCAUGAGCGCAUUUUAACCUGACGAGUUGAUAUUUCAGUCUCCGAUGAGACAGAUGCAGGACCACAUGAAUUUCAUACUUCAAAUGGCUCAGUUUAUGGCCAAAUAAAAUGGCCUAAAUCACACAUGGAAUAGUGUUUUCUUUUGCAACUUCCAAAAUACUGAGUCGUCAUGUAAAUUUCGGCAAAGAAAACUUAACACACAUAUGAUAUGUGGUCCUGUGGCUGCAGCUGUGGGUCUAUUUAAUGAUAUGCGGCAACGGCAAUACUUUAACACACAUCGUUUCUUACCAGUAUUGUAUACAUUAUCGUGAUCGACUUGUAUUCCUAAUAUGCAUGUGUCCCCCCGUUAAUCUACAUUGCCAUGGACUGUAUUGUGCAUUACAUGUUUAGUUUGUGUGUGUUUAAACAGAUGGAUGCACACGCAGGCGCCUGCAUUCAUUCAUUAUUUUACUCACUCGCGGUAAAACAAUGUUUCCUCAUGAUCAAAUACUCAUCAAUCCUAAAAGUUAUGGGCUUGUAAACAAUGUUGGUUUCAAGAAUAUAUGUGUUUGCUGUAAGGUGUUUGCAGAUGCAUUGAUUUAAAUAUAACUUAUUACCGCUGUAUCAGCUGUUCUUUCACAAAUAAUUUAAACUACGUUAUCAUUUACCCUAAAAUGAGAUUUAGUUUUGAAAGGCUGGGAUAUAGCCUACUUUGCUCGAGUUUAUUAUUGUUAUUAUUAUUAUUUUAACGCAUGGCAAAGCGUUCAUUCAUGAAGCCCCUUUGGAAUUUUUUUUUUUCCACAAUCAACAUCAUCAUCUUAAUAUUUAAAUUAGGUAAAUCGUUUUCAUGUUUGUCCUGUGUAUAGCCUACUGGUGUGUAAGCUGCAUGUGUCAAAAUAGCAACACCAACUGCGCUAUCCGCUAUUGCACUUAGACCAGGUAUUUGUCGGUCAGUUGCGCAACUGCUUUAUCGGUCUAUAAGAUAGCAGCUUGUAUCAUUUGCGCCGGAACACGCCUCUGCUUUUUGCCGACACGCCUCUCAGGGCGCAAGUUUAGUAGCGCAGGUUUGUUGCGGGGGACAAUCGGCUUUGCGCCGGGUUCAAACUAGCAAAGAUACAUGCGUCGGUGUGUAGAAAGUCAAUUGCGAUGGAUGCAAGAUAGGGCCCCUUGUGUCAAAUCAUUGUGUUUCCUACUCUCAAGACAUUUAAAUGAUUCAUUACAUUUGAAGCUAAAUGCUCCACUUUACUACCGCUGGGUUGAAUGAAUCACAGACUGCAGCAGAGUAGACCGUUUGUGACUUUUAAAGGGUAGGAUGUUAAACGUGGCAAAGGCGAAGAUUUGAGUGUGUGUGUGUGUGUGCGUGUGUGUGUGUGUGUGUGUGUGUGUGUGUGUGUGUGUGUGUGUGUGUGUGUGUGUGUGUGUGUGUGUGUGUGUGUGUGUGUGUGUGUGUGUGUGUGUGUGUGUGUGUGUGUGGGUGCGUGUGCGUGUGGAGUACAGGUAAAACAGCAGUCCUCUUAAGUUGGUUAAUGAUUGAUUGUUUUAAUGACAGCUCUUACUCAGGCCCAGCUCUGGGAUCUGGUUUGAUCCAAGGUGUUUUUGACAGCGUGGAUACAUUUAAAGAUAUAUUAUAUAUAUAUAUUUACUCUGUUUCUUUGUCUUGUCUUUUUCUCCCUAUGUAUUUUGAUACGCUGGGAGUCACAUGAUUUCACAGCACACGAUACAAAGUACAGCAGAACUUUAUAGCCGUGAAGUAACUUUAGUUCCUCUGUUUUAACCUCCAACAUCAUUAUGGGUACCUGGUGGUUUAUAGCCUUAUAUGGACUUCCUCCAACCUUUGCUCCGUCUUAUUUUAUCACUUCACCAGAUUAGGUUGUGUUCGGAUGGAGGCCGCGCCCUGACGGAGCGUUGGGACCAUCGUGAAGGCUUUACACGUAGUUAGCUGCUCUUGAAGUCUCUUUCCUCAUUUGUCUUCCACACUGAGGAGCCCAGCAGCUCAAUCUUUACUCUGAACCUUUAGAACCUCUUAACGUUCUGACUCGGUUCUGAACACUUACUUUGUGUUUUGGUGAAUCUCUUCCUUCAACGGAUCUCACUUUCCUUGCUUUUUUGCUUUUAUAUCUUCAUACUACAUGGGGCAGCAGAUGUUUUUCCCACGGAGGAACUAAGGUCUCCAGUCUACUAUGGAUGAGGAGAGAGAGGAGGAGGGUCCUACCUCUAUGACCACUCUGUCUGGGGAACAUGGCCGCCGGAGCAAAGCUAAGAGAGCAGCAGCAGAGAGCAGACUCCCCUGGACCCAGCUGUGUCUCCAUGAAGAGUGACUGGUCUAUGCACCUACCUCCUGUUUUUAAAGAUGGACGCCCCUCCAGAGAGGAGAGCCCAGAGCAGCAGCAGAGAGCAGACUCCCCUGGACCCAGCUGUGUCUCCAUGAAGAGUGACUGCUCUAUGGGUCAACCUGAUAACUUUAAAGAUGGACGCCCCUCCAGAGAGGAGAGAAGGAGGCAGCAGAGAGCAGACUCCCCUGGACCCAGCUGUGUCUCCAUGAAGAGUGACCACUCUAUGGAUCAUCCUCCUGUCUUUAAAGAUGGACGCCCCUCCAGAGAGGAGAGGCCACACCAGAAGAGUUCAAAUGUUACCAGGUCUAUACAGAAGAAUCAAACAGAGCUGAUCAAGAGGGCUGAGGAGAACGCACACGCUUUCCUCGACAAGGAGCUGAAGAAGCUCUGGAGGGAUCUCUUCUCAGAUUACCCACAAUGCUCAGAGGGUCAGAGAGUGGAGGAGGAGGAGGUGGAUGGUAAGAAGGAGGAGCAGAGGAGGCGCGCCAUAGAGGGAGUGGUGGACAUCACAAAGCUCUGCCUGAUGGAGAUGAACCAGAAGGGACUGGCCGACACACUGCGGGGCGGAUCUGAUGCUGUCGAUUGCCAACAUAAAAUCAAGUCUAAUUUGAAGAAGAAGUUCAAGUGUGUGUUUGAGGGAAUGGCUAAAGCAGGAAAACGAACAGAUCUGAACGACUUCUACACAGAGAUCUUCAUCACAGAGAGAGGCAGUGGAGAGGUCAACAAGGAACAUGAGGUCAGACUGAUUGAAACCGCUUCCAGGAAACCAGCCAAGGAAGAAACACCAAUCAGAUGUGAAGACAUCUUUAAACCCUUACCUGGACAAGAUCAACCAAUCAGAACAAUGAUGACAACUGGAGUGGCCGGCAUUGGUAAAACCGUCUUAACACACAAGUUCACUUUGGACUGGGCUGAGGGCAAAACCAACCAGGACAUACACUUCACAUUUCUCCUAACUUUCAGAGAGCUGAAUUUACUGAAAGGGAAAGAGUUUAGCUUGGUGGAACUUCUUCAUCACCUCUUUAUUGAGACCAAAGAAGCAGGAAUCUGCAGAUUCCACCGGUUCCAAGUUGUCUUCAUCUUGGAUGGUCUGGAUGAGUGUCGACUUCCUCUGGACUUCCAGAGAAACCCGAUCUGGACUGAUGUCACAAAGUCCACCUCGGUGGACGUGCUGCUGACCAACCUCAUCAGGGGCGACCUGCUUCCCUUCGCUCGCAUUUGGAUAACCACACGCCCUGCAGCAGCCAAUCAGAUCCCUGCUGAGUGUGUUGACAUGGUGACAGAGGUGAGGGGGUUCACCGACCAACAGAAGGAGGAGUACUUCAGGCAGAGAUUCAGAGAGGAGAAGCUGGCCAGCACAAUCAUCUCCCACGUCAAGAAAUCACGAAGCCUCCACAUCAUGUGUCACAUCCCAGUCUUCUGUUGGAUCACUGCUUCAGUUCUGGAGGACAUCUUCAAAAAAUCCCAGAUCGAAGAGAUGCCCAAGACCGUGACUCAGAUGUACAGCCACUUCCUGAGGGUCCUGUCCAUACAGGGGGACAGGAAGUACCAUGGGAGGGCUGAAACAGAUCCAGACUGGAGCUCAGAGAGCAGGGAUAUCAUUGUUUCUCUGGGAAAACUUGCUUUUAACCAGCUGGAGAGUGGCAACCUGAUCUUCUACGAGGCAGAUAUGGCAGAGUGUGACAUCGAUAUCAGAGCAGCCUCAGUGUACUCAGGAGUGUUCACCCAGAUCUUUAAAGAGGAGUGUGGGCUGUACCAGGACAAGGUGUUCUGCUUUGUCCAUCUGAGCAUCCAGGAGUUUCUGGCUGCCCUUUAUGUCUUCUGGUCCUUUAUCAAUACUGGGGUCAAUCUGCUCUCAACCUCCAGGAAAGAUAAACUCCUCCUCUACCAGAGUGCUGUGGACAAGGCCUUACAGAGUGAGAACGGACACCUGGACUUGUUCCUCCGCUUCCUCCUGGGCCUCUCUCUGGAGACCAAUCAGAUUGUCCUACGAGGUCUGCUGGGACAGAAAAAAAUAUCACUGAUCACUCAGAUUAAAACAGGUCUGCUGCGAAUGACAGGAAGUAGGUCACAGACCAAUGAGGGAACAGUGUCUUACAUCAAGGAGAAGAUAGAAGGAGAUCAAUCUCCAGAGAGAAGCAUCAAUCUGUUCCACUGUCUGAAUGAGCUGAACGACUGUUCUCUAGUGAAGGAGAUCCAGGAGUACCUGACAUCAGGAAGUCUCUCCGGAAAACCUCUCACGCCUGCUCAGUGGUCAGCUCUGGUCUUCAUCUUACUGACAUCAGAAGAGGAGCUGGACGUGUUUGACCUGAAGAAAUACUCUGCUUCAGAAGAUGGUCUUCUGAGGCUGCUGCCAGUGGUCAAAGCCUCCAAAACAUCUCUGCUGCAGGGCUGUGAUCUGUCAGAGAGAUCCUGUGAAGCUCUGGCCUCAGUUCUCAGCUCCAAAUCCUCUAGUCUGAAAGAGCUGGACCUGAGUACCAAUAAUCUGCAGGAUUCAGGAGUGAAGCUGCUCUCUGCUGGACUGGGGAGUCCACACUGUACACUGGAAACCCUCAGGCUGCAGGGCUGUGAUCUGUCAGAGAGAUGCUGUGAAGCUCUGGCCUCAGUUCUUAGGUCCAACUCCUCUAGUCUGAGAGAGCUGGACCUGAGUACCAAUGAUCUGCAGGAUUCAGGAGUGAAGCUGCUCUCUGCUGGACUGGGGAGUCCACACUGUACACUGGAAACUCUCAGCUUGUCUGGCUGCCUGGUCACACAGGAAGGCUGUGCUUCUCUGGCCUCAGCUCUGAGCUCCAACCCCUCCCAUCUGACUGAGCUGGACCUGAGCUACAAUCACCCAGGAGACUCUGGAGCUGCGCUGCUCUCUGCUGGACUGGAGGAUCCACGCUGGAGACUGGACACUCUCAGUGUGGAGCACGGUGGAGUGUGGAGGCUGAAACCAGCUCUAAAGAAGUGUAAGUGUCUGUUUGAUUCAUCACAUCACACACUCACUAUUGAGAUGGAAAGUCCAUCCACACAGCAGGAAGUGAGGUCACAUCCUACUGGGAAUGAAGAUGAUGGCUGACAUCAUGUAUCUUAC
Gadus chalcogrammus (walleye pollock) is the source of this 7832-nucleotide messenger RNA. Its product is annotated as NACHT, LRR and PYD domains-containing protein 12-like. Lineage: Eukaryota; Metazoa; Chordata; Actinopteri; Gadiformes; Gadidae. The record is from RefSeq and is a predicted model, not a curated record. The coding region runs from base 4662 to 7817 and encodes 1051 amino acids. The transcript is spliced from 12 exons. Gene Ontology annotation, molecular function: protein binding.